This is a messenger RNA of Frieseomelitta varia, 2350 nucleotides long. RefSeq names its product NADPH:adrenodoxin oxidoreductase, mitochondrial (gene dare). Gene Ontology annotation, cellular component: mitochondrion. The transcript has 5 exons. The coding region runs from base 879 to 2261 and encodes 460 amino acids. Gene Ontology annotation, biological process: ubiquinone biosynthetic process. Lineage: Eukaryota; Metazoa; Arthropoda; Insecta; Hymenoptera; Apidae. The record is from RefSeq and is a predicted model, not a curated record.
UGUCUUCAGACAAGGAUGGCAACAGUGUGUGACAAGGAUGUAAUAGAUUUUAGUUCUAUAGUUUCAUCGCGACGCUUGCAUUUCAGUGUCCAAUUUUCAUUUGCAAAAAAAACUAAUUAAGAGGAUUAAUUUAUGAAUUUUUGCAACUGUAUCUUCGAUUUUUGGACUCUGAGCUUGCUUUCUAUGUCCCAUUUGGCCUGAAGAUGAACGAACAAAAACUUCAAGUUUUAAUUAAUAGAUUGAGUGAUCACUUUAUUGAUUAGAAACACACCGUAUGAAACGUACUAUAUGACGAAGCUAACAUAAAUAAAGUAUAAAUACAAUCAAAACGAUUUGUUUAAAAUUGAUUAAAACGAGAUGAUCUGUUAUAAAAUUAUCGUACAAAAUGUAUUUACAAAAUAUUUUACGCUACUAAUUGUAUGUUACUUGUAAAGUUAUUAACAGUUUAAUUGUACAUCCUUCUUAUCCUAAAAAUUACAAAGCAUUAUUUACGAAAUAAAUUGCAGAAAAUGUGUAAAAUAUAAAUCUAAUAUUUACGUUAACUUUAAUACAUAUUUUAUUGCACAUGUAUGGACACGUUUCUGCUGAAACAUACUAUGUUAUAUGUAUUAACUUUAACUAUUGUUUAAAUCGUACAAUUGUAUAUUGUGUCAGGCGUAAUAUCAGUAAUAAAUUAUAUAUAAAUGUGGCUUUUUUUUAAAAAUGUUAUUUAAACUAUGAAGUAAAAAUAAUAUUUAUCAUAUGCUGUACGUACAUGAACAUUGGUGUUGUGUUUUCACGGUUUCGUUCGAGGUAAUAUAAUCCAUUUUGUCAACUUUUGUUGACUAAACAGAAUACUACAUAUUUGUAUUAUAAAAAGAUUAGUAUAAGUGUUUACUAUGCAACUUGCUGAAAUCUACAACUACAUUCGUUCCUUUUCAACUCAACAUAUUGUACCAAAAGUAUGCAUUAUUGGUGCAGGACCAGCAGGGUUUUAUGCUGCCCAACAAUUACUAAAGACAAGCUCUAAUAUAAAAGUGGAUAUAUUAGAGAAAUUACCAGUACCAUAUGGUUUAGUGCGUUUUGGUGUAGCACCAGAUCACCCAGAAGUGAAGAAUGUUAUUCAUACUUUUGAGAAAACUGCAUCUAAUCCACGUUUUCAAUUUAUAGGAAAUGUUAAUGUAGGAAAAGAUGUUACUAUAAAGGAAUUGCAAGAAAUUUAUCACGCAGUUUUAUUAACAUAUGGUGCCGAAGAAGAUAAACUAUUGAAUAUACCUGGAGAAAAUUUAAACAAUGUAAUAUCAGGACGACGAUUUGUCGGUUGGUAUAAUGGGGUACCAGCAGAUAGUAAUCUAAACAUUAAUUUAGAUGUAGAAGAAGCCGUUAUAUUAGGACAAGGUAACGUUGCAAUAGAUAUUGCACGAAUUCUAUUAACACCGGUAGAUAAAUUAAGGAAUACCGACAUAACAUCAUUUGCAUUGGAAAAAUUGUCGAAAAGUAAAAUACGAAAGGUAUCGCUAAUAGGAAGAAGAGGACCAUUACAAGCUGCAUUUACAAUUGCUGAACUAAGAGAAAUAUUAAAAUUAGAUGGCUGUAAGACUUGUUGGCGUGUAGAUGAUUUUACAAAUGUAAAUCAAGUAGUUAAUACUUUAGCUAGGCCACGGAAAAGAUUAACCACGCUUAUGUUGAAAUAUUUAGAAGAAACAUCUUCAGAUACGGAAGCAACGACAAAAAGAUUAUAUCCAAUAUUUUUAAGAAGUCCUGUAGAAUUUUUAGGUUCUAAUACAGUACAUAGUAUUAAACUGUCAGUCAACAGUCUUGAAGGUAACGACGUAUUUACCCAAUUUGCUGUAUCUACUGGAUUAUUUGAAGAGAUUGAAUGUGGUCUUGCAUUUCGUAGUAUUGGUUACAAGUCUGUUCAAAUAGAUGCAUCAAUACCAUUUGACAUAAAAAUUGGUCGUGUUAAAAAUAUAGCAGGUAAAGUUCAAGAUAAACUUUACGCUGCAGGCUGGGUUGCAACAGGUCCUGUGGGAGUUAUAUUAUCAACAAUGACAAAUGCAUUUCAAAUUGGUACAUUAAUGAAUAAAGAAUUACCAAUUACAGAAAAUAAACCAGGUUUUGUAGGUUUGUCUAAAAUACUUGCUCAAAAAGGAAUACCUAUAGUCUUAUACAACGAUUGGAAAAAAAUAGACAAAUUAGAAUGUGAAAGGGGAAAGAUAUUAGGGAAGCCAAGGGAAAAAAUAGUUGAUAUCAAUGAAAUGUUAGAGAUUGCUUUAAAAUAAUAAAUGCAUAACAAUUAUUUAUAAAAAAGCAAAAACCUUUUACUUUUUAAUAAGUCUCAUUAUAUACCUGUUAAUUUUACUUAAUUUUU